Molecule: messenger RNA, 2106 nt
Organism: Hylaeus anthracinus
Lineage: Eukaryota; Metazoa; Arthropoda; Insecta; Hymenoptera; Colletidae
Gene: Zmynd10
Product: zinc finger MYND domain-containing protein 10
Exons: 9
Coding region: 629-1951 (440 amino acids)
Biological process (GO): outer dynein arm assembly; motile cilium assembly; inner dynein arm assembly
Cellular component (GO): centriolar satellite; cytoplasm
Source: RefSeq, a predicted model, not a curated record
UUUCGGAGUACGAUCAGCGCCUCUAUCGGGAAAACGCUCAAGUUUGUCGUGGAAUAGUUCCCACUGUCAACGCUAGAUGGGGCCAUUCGUUUGUUUUAAUUAAAAAAUAAAGAAUUGAGGGUUAAAAAUUGGUUUCCAUUCAAAUUUUAACAUUACGAAGCUUGUUCACCUAUUUGUUAUUGGAUAUAAUAAAAAAAAACUUGGACGUAACAAAUGGCUUCAUCUAGCGUUGACAGUGGGAACUAUUCCACGACAAACUUGGACGUUUUCCUGAUAGAGGCGCUGAUCAAACUCCGAAAAUAGUUCGUAUGUUCACCGCUAGAUGGCUAUUCAUUUGACCGAAAAUACCGGGAAACUAGUGGAUAGUUUAAAAAUUGUAAGCAUCGCGCUACUUACCUUCUAUUUGAAAAGUUAUGAUGAGAUAUGAAAUUGUUAUACUCGAAAUAAUUAAAAUAAAAAAAAAAGAGAUACAGAUCAUUUUAUUUAUCCUUUUUUUAAACGUUUUAAUAUAUAUAAUCGUAAUUUAUCUUACAAUUAUAAUUUACGAAAGCUGUUACUAUGAGGAUAUCGAUUAUGAUAUUUUGUUUACAAAUGGUCGGCGUUCGUUCACGUCUUUCUUAUCAUAAAAAUGUCAACCCGCAUGGAAUAUAUAAUUUCACCAUGGGAAGCCGAAUCGUACAUACAAACUUUACAAAUUUCCGAACUUCAAGAUGUAGGAACGAAAGGUUGGCUCGAAUUUCACAAAAGACUGAUGUUAUUAAAUCAACAAAGCGUUUUAGAGAUUAACGCUUUGCGGGAAGAAACUAUUAAGGAACUGUUUGUUUCUUUUAAAAAGAUAUCGAUUCUUGUAUACGAAGCUAUCCAAAUUGAUAUAUGGAAGCAUAAAGUAUUUCCAUUACUAGUAGAAAUAAAUGCAGAACCGAAAAAUACGUUCAUGCUUUUCACAAUAUUUUACCAUGAAAAUAUAGCCGUCUCUUUAUUGGAAAAUGUAUUGUUUCAUUGCGAAAGUGCCGAAACUAUCGACGAUUUAGUUAUCGAUCUUGUCGAUUACUCGGUUAGAUGUGUUUCUAAGCUUCUGGAUAUACAGGACGUUGAAAUUUAUGAAAAUAUAAAAAAUCCCAAUUCGUGCCUCGAAGAAAUAUUAGAAAAAAAGAAGGAACUCGAGUUUGACAUCGGCAUGCGUUGCAUAUCGAUUCUCCGUUAUUUAGCAGAAUUCUCAGAUAGUUUGCCAAUUUGUGUAUUGUCCCGAAUGUUGAGCACGCACGAUGUACCCUAUCUUCUCGUUCAACUUAUCGAAAGCCAUCCGUGGACGAGGGAAAAUGAAGAAGGUGAAAGUAUGAUAUACAACGGCGGCUGGAAAAAACUAAAGUCGAGCGAAGAAGGAAAAAUUUCUAAAAUAGAAGGGCAAGUUUGGUUUGGUUUACGAGAGUUAUUACUAAAUCCAAAGUGUGCACCAUAUUACGAAAUUACCGAGCACAGAAUAUCUCAACUGUUGAAGUUACAGAAAUAUUUAGACGAAAGUGUAUUAGACCAAAUUUCUCCUCUGAUAGAAUUGAAAAGAUGGCUAAGUUAUUUGAGUGUGUCAUCGUCUCGAAUUAAGGCACCGCGAGCAGUAAACGUGGAACUUAUACCACAGAUAAAAACAUCGAUAAUGGAGAAGUAUCAUAAAAAAUGGAAAAAAUUGGCGAAGCAUCAAUCAAAAUUCAUAUACACAACAGAUGCGGAAGACGUUAGGAAUGCAGCGCAAAUUAUAAGCGAUGCAUACGACUUGGAUAAAUUAGACUGUAUCGAUGUCAAAGAAUGCUUUCUAUGUCAGGAGGUGGCAAACAAACGUUGUUCUAAAUGCAAAAGUGCUUGGUAUUGUGGAAGAGAAUGUCAAGUAAAGGAUUGGGAAAAACAUAAAGUGAUCUGUGAAAAAAUAAUUAAAGGUGCAGACGACAAAGAAAAGUGAUUUCAAAAGUAUCCAUUAUCAUUUUUAAUUUGCAAUGAAGAAGAAAUAUAAUAUAAUAGCUUUCGACUAUUUAUCAAUGAAUUUUAGUUAAUUUUAUUAAGUAUACAUAAGGAUUAAAUAAACUACACGUAGGAAAUUAUGUAGAAUGUUUUAUU